Ricinus communis (castor bean) is the source of this 999-nucleotide messenger RNA. Its product is annotated as probable prefoldin subunit 5. Lineage: Eukaryota; Viridiplantae; Streptophyta; Magnoliopsida; Malpighiales; Euphorbiaceae. The record is from RefSeq and is a predicted model, not a curated record. The coding region runs from base 133 to 675 and encodes 180 amino acids. The transcript is spliced from 5 exons. Gene Ontology annotation, biological process: regulation of DNA-templated transcription; protein folding. Gene Ontology annotation, cellular component: prefoldin complex; cytoplasm.
GAAAAUAGUAAUUACUCUUAACUUGACCUUUCUCCCGAUUUCCCACGGAAAAACAAAGAAAUUUGCAUAAAAAUUUGAAAGGCAACGAACAGCAAGAGGAGUGUUCUUUUAGUUAAUAGGAAAACUUGGUGGAUGGCGUCGUCGAAAGGCGGAGGAGCGGCGAGAAUAGGGGAAAUGGAGAAGAUGAGUGUAGAGCAACUAAAAGCGUUAAAAGAGCAAACAGAUCUUGAAGUCAAUUUAUUACAAGACAGCCUCAACAACAUUCGUACCGCCACUACUCGCCUCGAAAUUGCAUCCACUGCCCUCCACGAUCUCUCCCUCCGUCCUCAAGGGAAGAAAAUGUUAGUGCCUCUCACUGCGUCGCUAUAUGUCCCUGGAACUCUCGAUGAAGCUGAUAAAGUACUCGUUGAUAUAGGCACUGGUUACUUUGUUGAGAAAACAAUGUCUGAAGGAAAGGAUUAUUGUGAGCGCAAGAUUAACUUGCUGAAAUCUAAUUUCGAUCAGCUCAUUGAGGAUUGGCUUAAUCGGGCCCUUACUACCUCUUUGCUUCCCCUUCAACUAUACAAGCAUGAGCCCUUCAAAUCAAAAUGUUGCCAUUUACGAGGGGUUUCUUUUUUUUCCAUUGUGGUGUCGACUUAUCCUUCUUGCUUCCAAGAAGAAGAUGGUAGCGGAUGAAGUUGGGGCAGUUUUACAGGCUAAGUUGAAGCAGUUGGCCCCUGCAACAUAGAUAUUCUGUGGAUCUUGUAAUAUUUUAUUAGAUCAUUGAAUGUGGAACACUGUUAAAGUUACUGCUUAGAGAAAAAGUGUCUUUUACAGGUGAUCUUAACUUUGCCAGCCAAAAGUUUUAUUUUUGCAUAGGGAGUGGGAAGGAUGUUUUUGCGAUUGGAAACCAAGUCAUCUAGUGAUUCAAGCAAUUAAAUCCAAAGUCUAAACUGAGAGUUUAAUGUUGAUGACAUCCAGUCUACUGUAAUGAAUUUUUUAAGCUUGCCAUUUUGUUUA